AUGAUGAUCCUUUGUCUUCUUUGGCUGUACUGCUUGGUUUAUGGAGUUCUCAGUCUUGGCCAUCCAAGUAAUGAUUACUGGGAAGAAUAUGGACCGUAUGGAGCCUGCAGCCGCACCUGUGGCACAGGAGUCGCUGUGAGAACCAGGAUCUGUAACACCAUGAGGACGGAUGGUGGACACAAUUGUUUAGGGCCUUCCAAAUCCUACAAACUCUGUAACACACAGGACUGCCCUGAUGGCUCUAAAGAUUUCCGUGAAGAACAGUGUUCCCUGUUUGACCGAACGGAAUUCCAGGGAAAAAGUUACAGCUGGCGGCCAUAUUACGGAGCUUCAAAACCGUGCGAGUUGGUGUGUGUGCCCACGGGCCAGAACUUUUACUACCGGCACCGAGCAGCUGUGGUGGAUGGUACACCAUGCUAUCCGGGCCGCAGAAACGUCUGUGUGGCGGGUGUCUGCAAAGCGGUGAGACAUGGAGAAAUUGUGGAUUUUGAGGAUCACCCUUUUCCUGUCACCUCCAGACAUGGCUCUGAGGUUUCUAACCACAUAAUGGACACCUACAGGUACACAUAUGGGUCGUAUUCAGAGUGCUCUGUUCACUGUGGUCAAGGCGUGCAAACCCGUACUGUUCAUUGUAUUAAUGAGGGAACAUCAGCUGUGGUAGAUGACACCCAUUGUAUUGCACAAGGCCUCAGGAGACCAACUUCCCAGCAAGUCUGCAACCAGCCUCCCUGUGUGGAGUACAGUGUCGGCCCCUUUGGUGAUUGUUCAGUCACGUGUGGCAAGGGACAGCAGAAUCGAGAGGUCUUUUGCAUUGGGGACAGAGGGCAGCGCAUCCCAGAGCACCACUGCAAUGGCCUUGUGCGCCCACAUAACAUCACAUCCUGUCAGAGACCUGCUUGCCAGCAAGUUUUCAGAUACUAUACCAAUGACUUCAGCCUGUGUACUCGUAGCUGUGGAACCGGCACUCGGGAGCGCAAGGUGGUGUGCAUGGAUUUGGAUCACAAUCAGUAUGCAGAUGAAAUAUGCGCUUCUCUUAGCAAACCGCACACUGUGGAGAACUGCAACACACAGGCUUGUCCAAGGGCCCAAAUGGUGCCCAGCAUUCAGAACCCAAAUGGUUACAAACGCACCUUGCAAGGAUUCGUGCCUCAUACCCAUGAUGCACCCUCAGUUAACAGACAAAGUGAUCCAUACCCUCCAGUGACUGGCCCAUAUUGUGCCCAAUCAAAUUUCGGCUGCUGCCCUGAUGGUCACACUGCUGCCUCUGGCCCUCUGGGAGAAGGCUGUGCUGAAGAAGACUGUCAUAGGACCAGAUAUGGUUGCUGUCUGGAUGGAAUUACACCUGCCCAAGGUUUUAAAAGACAAGGAUGUCCUGAUCUCAUUUCUAGGGAUCAUAUUCCCAUCCGAAUCGAGUCUGCUAGUGAGUGUGGUUUGGAAAGAGAUGCUGGGUCCUGCUCUGAUUGGACAUCUCGUUUCUACUUUGAUCGUUCUUCAGGCUCCUGCUCACAUUUUUGGUUCGGUGGUUGCCAUGGCAAUGGCAAUAACUUUGUCUCCAAGGAAGAAUGUGAGAGGAGAUGUAAGGGUGCUGCCGGAGGUCUUGCCUCAAGGAAGCCAACGUUCAGGAAAGGGAUCAAGCGGGUCACAGUUUAUAAACUGAGAUCACAUGCAUAGGUGGAAUUAAAGAGGGGUCAUAAAAUCCCUAAAAAAGUCAACCAAAUUGAUUACUUAUGUAUACAAGACAAUAUACACAAUUAAAGGUGCACACAAUAAUUUUUCAUGGAUGAUAUGAUGGAAAUUAAUUGAGAUGCUAAUUUUCAAGGAUGCAGCAUAAUGCAAAAACAAAAGUGUUUACUUACUGAUGCCACUGUAGGAAUAAUGCCCUAUUUAUGUUAGACCUGAUUAAUUUAUUCUAAAGGGCAACGUGUCAAAUCUACAGCAAGAUCAAUAACAAUACACAUGAAUUCAUGAAAAUACGAACACAUUUAAAGCUUUAUGUAUUCUUUCAGUCACAUGUAACCACAGUUCUUUCAGUUCUCUCGCUGCUUAACCUUAUAUUCUUGCUAAUAAAAAG
This is a messenger RNA of Paramisgurnus dabryanus, 2071 nucleotides long. It is a transcript of the gene paplnb, whose product is annotated as papilin b, proteoglycan-like sulfated glycoprotein. Gene Ontology annotation, molecular function: serine-type endopeptidase inhibitor activity; metalloendopeptidase activity. Gene Ontology annotation, biological process: proteolysis; extracellular matrix organization. Gene Ontology annotation, cellular component: extracellular matrix. The record is from RefSeq and is a predicted model, not a curated record. NCBI's taxonomy places the organism in Eukaryota, Metazoa, Chordata, Actinopteri, Cypriniformes, Cobitidae.